GAGCAUCCUGGGAAUUGUAGUGUCGGCUAGAGAUCGCUCUCGGCGCCGCCGGAAACCGACGUGCCCUUCCGGGCUCAAACGCCGCGCUUCGCAAAAGGGGAAAAUCCGGUGGGUUCCCCGAGCGACAGACAAUGGCUACCUACAGCCUGGCAAACGAGCGACUACGCGCCUUGGAAGACAUCGAACGGGAAAUCGGCGCCAUCCUUCAGAAUGCAGGUACCGUAAUCCUGGAACUUUCCAAGGAAAAAACCAAUGAGCGGCUGCUAGACCGACAAGCGGUGGCUUUCACGGCGUCGGUGCAACACGUAGAAGCGGAGCUGUCGGCUCAGAUCCGCUACCUAACCCAGGUGGCCACAGGGCAGCCCCACGAGGGCUCCAGCUACUCUUCAAGGAAGGACUGUCAGAUGGCACUAAAGCGAGUGGACUAUGCUCGCCUCAAGCUCAGCGAUGUGGCCCGAACCUGUGAGCAGAUGCUGGAAAACUAAGCCAAGUAGGCAGAGAGACAUCUUGGAGGCAGAUCACCACCUGCCCCCCGGGACAGAACCUGGAGACCUAUAGAUUGAGGAGCACAGGCUGCCAUGCAUGCCCUGCUGGUCAUAUAUGAGGACAAAGAGGCAAAAGGUGGGAAUGGAGAAACUUUAAGCCCACGUCUGCCCAUGACUCUGUGCUGGCUCCUCCAGCAGGUGCUCCUGCUCUAACUUCACCAAAGUGCUGACAAGCUCAGACAGGAGAUAAAGAGUCAGUCACCCAACCCACUUCCUUAGAUACUUCAUGUCCUUGUCCCCCUCCGCAGACUUGACCCAAUGAAGAACGUGUCUUCAUUGGGAGAGAGAAAACAGGAACUAAGGGUUUUGAUAAUGAAAAACAACAACAAUAAAGACAGUGAGCUCAGACUGAGACUGGGGCAUAUAUGAGUGACACAAGGGAUUGAGGAAGUAAAUCCAGCCUGGAUGGCAGCUGGUGGCUGCUGAGGGAGGGUGGGAAAACCCAGGCCUUAAGUGUGGGGUCAGGGGAGGAAGCAGGUGAGGGCUAAAGUUGGUGUGGUAUAGAGAGAGACUUUGGGGAGCGGGGUACCAUCCGCAGAGAAGCUGAAGCCAGGAAUCAUGGUAAAGGGGCAAGGGCAUGAGGCCAAUGUAUACAGAAAGAAGAGUCAAUAAUUAGAAAAAUACUUUUUAGUAAAAAUAAUAUACAUUCAGAAUUUUACACAAUGUAAAGACAAAAAGAAAGUUCUAAGAGGGCAGUGGCUGGUGUUAAACAGUAACAGAUAUAUACAGAGUGCCUACUGUGUGCCAGAGAGAAUGUUCCAGUUUAUUAAAUGGUUAUGGUAAUGGAUAAAUCACAUUUUCUACUCUCACAAGCUUCCAUUCUUAGCCCAACUGUUGGAAUGAAUAUGAUGCCACAGGUAUAUCUUGACGCUGCAAAUCUGGAAAAGAAAUUGAGGGAUGAGCUCUGAGAUCAAGGGAAGUUGGGGUGGGGAAGUGAUGGCAGAUUCACAUGCUUGAAUUAGAGAAUCAGACUCCAAGGGAAGUUGGGGUGGGGAAGUGAUAGCUUGAAUUAGAGAAUCAGACUCCAAAACAUUUAAUCAGACAAUCUGGUACACAGUAGGUACUCAAUAAAGAUUUGUGAAUUAAAUGGAUGGCUCCUACUUUCUACCCCUUCAUCUCCCACUAGUCUGCUCUAGCUGCCAUCUUCUUGGUGUUUCUUUCAAGCACUGCCUGGCUUUGAAGGCCAAGCACUGGACGCAGGGCCCAUGGUGGCUUCCCUCCCUCCCCAUUCUGUAUUCUGGCUGACUCUUCUCUUGUGACUUACGGUCCAUGGUGCAGAUAGCCUUCAUCUUUGCCUGCCUGGGGUGGUUUCCAGCUAUCUGGAAGCCACUGGGAUCAGGAUUCCUGCCAGGGAGGCUCUGGUCCCCAGUGGAGGGCUUCAGAGAUCCACUUUACCUGGAGAGUACUGCGGUGACUGCUUACUUCUCCUCUUACACACCACAUAGAGAAGGGCUCCAGUGAGGAAGAAGACAAUGCCCAAGAGAGACAGCACUGGCACCAUGACACCAUGUGACCCAGCUGUAGAACCCACAUUUUCUUCCAAGUGCUUCUGGUUCACCCCAGCUUCAGGCCCAACCUCUACACUGUGGCCCACAGAGGAAGUAGUGGUUUCAUGGGAGUGGAUGAGCUUUUUGUCCAAGGAAAGUGUUCCUACUGGAAGCGUAGGCUGCUGGGUAGACUGCAGGGUGAGUGGCAGGUACGUCUGAGCAGGGGUGUCCGUGACUGCAGGUGCCCCUUCAGUGGACUCAGGAAUCUGGGUGCUGGGGGGAGGUGAAUGCUCCUGCUGGACCACUCUUCCAGAGUAAGCAUGUCCACAUUCUGGAAAGGCAAGGAGUGAGGAAUCAUGAUUGUGAGGAGAUGGGGUGAUGAAGCAGAUAGAGGGAGGGGUAGUGGGUCAAGGGGAAUAACAGCUGAAGACCAGGAGAGAAAGGCAGGGGAGAGGUGAAAGGUGGGGGAGAAGGAAGUGAACCAACUGCAACAUGAAACCACAGGGACAGAGGUGUGUUCUGACCUGGGUUGGGCCCAGCCAGUGUUGUUCAGUGGUUGGGUGUCAACACAUGCACCAGGAAGUUGCUGGUUCGAUUCACGGUCAGAGCACGUGCCCAGGUUAUGGGCUCAAUCCCUGGAGGCAGCCGAUUGAUGUUUCUAUCUCUCUCUCUCCCUUCCUCUCUCUAAAAAUCAAAAGAUAUUUUUUAAACAAAAGAGCGAGAGAGAGAGAGAGAGAGAGAGACACUUGGGUUGGAAUCUGUUAUGAAGUAGCUGUGUGACCUUGCUCUUGUCUCUUAACCUCUCAGGGACUCAUUUGUUUCAGCUGUAAAGUGGGGAUAAUUUUAGUACCAAGGGCCAUAGUAGCUGGGAGUAUUACAUGAAAUAAUGUAGGCCUAUAGAGCUCAAAAGGCAAUAAACUUACCACAUAUGCUACACAAGACAACUUUAGGUGGGAUGUGAAAAACACUUCCUAUUUUAAUGGUUGUGUAUUUCUUUUAGGAGAAAAUACAACCAGUGCAUUAUAUUUAUGACUUCACUGAUAUUACUGCCUAGGGCAAGUCGCUACUUAAGUUUUCAAAAGUAGCUUGUGGCCUGACCAGUGUGGCUCAGUUGGUUGAACUUCAUCCCAUGCACCAGGAGUUUGCUGGUCCUAUUCCUGGUCAGGGCACAUGCCCAGCUUGCAGGCUCAGUCCCCACUAGUGGGUGUUCAGGAGGCAGCCAAUCAAGGAUGUUUCUAUCUCCCUCUCUCUAAAAUCAAUAAAACCAUUUCUUUAAAGUGGCUUAUGUACACUUAAGAUUUGUUCAUUUCAAAAAAAAAGAUUUAUUCAUUUCAUUGUGUGUAAAUUCUACCUCAAAAGAUAAAAGGAACAAUAAAAUACUGAAUUCUA
Molecule: messenger RNA, 3421 nt
Organism: Myotis myotis
Lineage: Eukaryota; Metazoa; Chordata; Mammalia; Chiroptera; Vespertilionidae
Gene: MED11
Product: mediator complex subunit 11
Exons: 3
Coding region: 132-485 (117 amino acids)
Biological process (GO): regulation of transcription by RNA polymerase II
Cellular component (GO): mediator complex
Molecular function (GO): transcription coregulator activity
Source: RefSeq, a predicted model, not a curated record